AUGGAUUGGAAGGCGAAGACCAAGAAGAAGAGAGAAGCGGAAGGGACACUGGUCGUCCUUGCCGCGUCUACUCCGGAGUCAGUGAGUCAACGGGGUCAGAGCCGAACUGCAAUCCGCUUGGUCAGCACGUCUGUCUGUCUGUCUGUCUGUCUGUCUCCUCUCUCAGUACCUUAUGGUCUCGUCCGGCAUGUUUGGGCUGUCUGCUCCCAGCGAGCUCAAGGCUCCGAACAGUUAAUUGCGGCACUCGCUCACCAUGAAAUGAAUGGUAGAAUUCAGAGCUCGGAUAUUAUCCGCUAUUAG
This is a messenger RNA of Nezara viridula (southern green stink bug), 300 nucleotides long. The record is from the annotation of a GenBank genome assembly. Lineage: Eukaryota; Metazoa; Arthropoda; Insecta; Hemiptera; Pentatomidae.